AAAAUGCGUGAAAUCGUACAUAUGCAAGCUGGUCAGUGUGGCAACCAGAUCGGUGCCAAGUUCUGGGAAGUGAUCUCAGAUGAACACGGCAUAGACCCCACCGGCACAUACCAUGGAGACUCCGACUUGCAGUUGGAGAGAAUCAACGUGUACUACAAUGAGGCUACAGGUGGCAAAUAUGUACCAAGAGCCGUACUCGUUGACUUGGAGCCAGGCACGAUGGACUCUGUCCGAUCUGGACCAUUCGGACAGAUUUUUAGACCAGACAACUUCGUUUUCGGACAGAGUGGAGCUGGUAACAACUGGGCAAAGGGUCACUACACAGAGGGUGCUGAGCUUGUUGACUCUGUUCUUGAUGUAGUACGCAAGGAGGCAGAGAGCUGUGAUUGCUUACAAGGUUUCCAACUUACACAUUCCCUCGGUGGCGGCACUGGCUCAGGCAUGGGAACACUCCUCAUUAGCAAGAUCCGUGAAGAGUACCCAGACCGCAUCAUGAACACAUUCAGUGUUGUACCAUCACCCAAAGUAUCUGACACUGUUGUAGAGCCGUACAAUGCCACACUCUCUGUCCAUCAGCUUGUAGAAAACACAGAUGAGACCUACUGCAUCGACAACGAGGCACUGUAUGACAUUUGCUUCCGUACUCUGAAGCUGACCACCCCAACAUACGGUGAUCUCAACCAUCUUGUGUCUGCUACCAUGAGUGGUGUUACCACUUGCCUCAGGUUCCCUGGCCAGCUCAAUGCUGAUCUUCGCAAGUUGGCUGUCAACAUGGUCCCCUUCCCCCGUCUCCACUUUUUCAUGCCUGGCUUUGCUCCUUUGACCAGCAGAGGCAGCCAACAAUACCGUGCCUUAACUGUUCCAGAGUUAACCCAACAGAUGUUUGAUGCCAAAAAUAUGAUGGCUGCAUGCGAUCCUCGUCACGGUCGCUACCUCACAGUAGCUGCUAUCUUCCGUGGUCGCAUGUCCAUGAAGGAGGUUGAUGAGCAGAUGCUGAAUGUCCAGAACAAGAACAGCAGCUAUUUUGUAGAAUGGAUCCCAAACAAUGUGAAGACCGCCGUCUGUGACAUCCCACCACGUGGUCUUAAGAUGUCCGUCACCUUUAUCGGCAACAGCACUGCCAUCCAGGAGCUGUUCAAGCGCAUCUCUGAGCAGUUCACCGCUAUGUUCAGGCGUAAGGCUUUCUUGCAUUGGUACACUGGUGAGGGUAUGGAUGAAAUGGAGUUCACUGAGGCUGAGAGCAACAUGAACGACUUGGUGUCUGAGUACCAGCAGUACCAGGAUGCAACAGCCGAGGAGGAAGGCGAAUUUGACGAGGAGGAGGAAGAAGGGGAUGCUGAGGCAUAAACCUUACUCAAUAAUAACAUUUAAAUGGCAAGGG
Asterias rubens (European starfish) is the source of this 1381-nucleotide messenger RNA. Its product is annotated as tubulin beta chain. The record is from RefSeq and is a predicted model, not a curated record. Gene Ontology annotation, biological process: microtubule cytoskeleton organization; mitotic cell cycle. The coding region runs from base 4 to 1347 and encodes 447 amino acids. Gene Ontology annotation, molecular function: structural constituent of cytoskeleton; GTPase activity; GTP binding. Gene Ontology annotation, cellular component: cytoplasm; microtubule. NCBI's taxonomy places the organism in Eukaryota, Metazoa, Echinodermata, Asteroidea, Forcipulatida, Asteriidae. The transcript has 3 exons.